Suillus subaureus is the source of this 636-nucleotide messenger RNA. RefSeq lists its product as uncharacterized. The record is from RefSeq and is a predicted model, not a curated record. Lineage: Eukaryota; Fungi; Basidiomycota; Agaricomycetes; Boletales; Suillaceae. The coding region runs from base 107 to 514 and encodes 135 amino acids. The transcript has 2 exons.
AAGGCGAACUACGAUCUGCUUCCAACUCCUUGAGCGUCUUGAUGCAGGCUCAUCGAAGCGCCGGCAUGACAGUACCCACAACUCGGACCCAGUUCUUGCUCUUGUUAUGAACAUCGACCCAUACCCCCUGCUUGAUGAACUGACAAUCGACCAGCCACUGGCACAGAAGGUCUUCUAUCGAAAGGUGGACUGGACCAACGAGAAGAAGAAGAACUGUGGUGUCCUUGAAGCACUCAACGUGGACGAUAACUUGGGCCCGGGGCCAUGUCACUACCUAGUUCAAAAGGACGGCAGCGUGGCAUCAGCAGAGGAUCAAGAGACGAUGCGUAAUGAAGCACGCGCAGCAUGGACGACCAUGAAAAUUUACGGACACUGUGGGACAACAUGGACCAAGACCGACACCUUUGGCCAAUCUUUUUUUUAUCGUCACAUGCGUGCACGUUUCUCCGAGUUCUGGUACUGCGCGCAUGACUGGAAGGCACGUCAAUUCGCAACAACCUAUUUCCCUGCUUAGAGCGGAAAGCCCGAAGAGGAUCCUGGUAUCAAAAUAGAACCUGUGAAGGUUGAAUCUGCUCUGGACAUCAAGAUUGAAAGUGGUAGUACAGCCCCAUUUCAGAGGACGAGCUCUUCCAAAUC